This is a messenger RNA of Penicillium daleae, 198 nucleotides long. RefSeq lists its product as uncharacterized. Bases 1 to 198 code for a protein of 65 amino acids. Lineage: Eukaryota; Fungi; Ascomycota; Eurotiomycetes; Eurotiales; Aspergillaceae. The record is from RefSeq and is a predicted model, not a curated record. The transcript has 2 exons.
AUGCAGCUGGGUGAGAUCCGGGUCGAGGGGUUCUUGGGGGGAAGAUACAGGGGGGAUAACCGGGAGUCGGAGCGUACGAUUAGCUGCAAGGCCAUGGGCGGCUACGGCGCAUCCGUGAAAAGGUACUCCCUCACAACAGCAAAUCCCUCCCGCAUGCAGCGGAAUUCGGCAUGCAGGAUUGUCGAGGAAAUGGGCUAG